This is a messenger RNA of Nerophis lumbriciformis (worm pipefish), 978 nucleotides long. NCBI's taxonomy places the organism in Eukaryota, Metazoa, Chordata, Actinopteri, Syngnathiformes, Syngnathidae. The record is from RefSeq and is a predicted model, not a curated record.
AUGUCGCUAACAAAUUAUUAUUCCAUGAUGGGGCUGCAGACUGAGGAGCCGUACGGUGCGCAUUUCCUCCCGGCAGGCUUGCAGGCGUCGACGGCCGGCUGCGCAAAGCCAACCCGCGGCGCGGACGACGAGGAGGGGACACCCGGCUCCCACAUUCCGGAUUUUGCUCACUUUCCCAAUAAGCAAAGCGGACUGAAUGGCUUCUCACCGUGGACGACGGCGGCUACCAACCCCUCCUCGGCGUCGUCGCCCUCCUCCCCACCGCUGCAGGCCGCCCCGGGCGCGUCCAUCUCGGGACUUUUCCACCCGCACCACCUCCUCAGUCACCACCACCACCAGCAGGCGCCGCCACCCCCGCCUCAUCUCCAGCCCCAGCAGUCCCCUUACUACGCCCCGCAGCCGCACGCCGAGCACCUCGCCCCGGCUUCGGAGGGCCGCUUCGUCCGCUGCUGGGAGGGCCCGGCCGGGGAGGCUAGCUUCGCCGCCUGCCUGCCCCCGGCGCAGGGCUGCUCGUCCAAUUCGAGCCCGAGGUUCGAGUCCGUGAAGCCAGACAGUUCUCCGCCUCGCUCCACUCGCGGAAGCCCCGGGGACUCCAGCUUCGCUAGCCCGGGUGACGUGGUGCUCGAGCGGCUGGGGACGGCGGAGGAGCUCCGCGGGAAGCCAGAGCCCAAGAAGGAGGACGAUGACGAAGACGAAGACAGGAGGAAAGCGCGACCAUCGCAACCUGACUCAGAGAACCCGUCCGCCAGUUGGAUCCACGCUAAGUCUACCCGCAAGAAGCGUUGCCCCUACACCAAGCACCAGACUCUGGAGCUGGAGAAGGAGUUCUUGUACAACAUGUACCUAACUCGCGACCGGCGCUUGGAGGUGGCCAGACUCUUGAACCUGACUGAGCGGCAGGUCAAAAUCUGGUUCCAGAACCGGCGCAUGAAGAUGAAGAAGCUGAUGAUCCGGGAGAGGAGGAGCAUCAAUGAAUAG